GGAUCGCAGCAGGGGUGAAAGGAAGAGACGCCGAAAGGUUUCUCCAGCCGACUCUGGAUUCGUCUCCGGCGUGCGCAGGAAUGGCGGCGCUGCCCGGCGCGGUCCCCAGGAUGAUGAGACCCGGCCCGGGGCAGAACUACCCGCGCACCGGCUUCCCCCUAGAAGUGUCCACCCCUCUUGGCCAAGGCCGGGUCAAUCAGCUUGGUGGGGUCUUCAUCAACGGGCGACCCCUGCCGAACCACAUCCGUCACAAGAUAGUAGAAAUGGCCCAUCACGGCAUCCGGCCCUGCGUCAUCUCCCGUCAGCUCCGUGUCUCCCAUGGCUGUGUCUCCAAGAUUCUGUGCCGGUAUCAGGAGACCGGGUCCAUCCGACCUGGGGCCAUAGGUGGAAGCAAGCCCAGACAGGUGGCGACUCCCGAUGUGGAGAAAAAGAUUGAGGAGUACAAGAGAGAAAAUCCCGGAAUGUUCAGCUGGGAGAUCCGGGACCGGCUGCUGAAGGACGGCCACUGUGACCGCGGCACGGUGCCCUCAGGUUUAGUGAGUUCGAUUAGCCGAGUGCUCAGAAUCAAGUUCGGGAAGAAAGAGGACGAUGAAGACGGGGACAAGAAAGAGGACGAUGGCGAGAAGAAAGCCAAGCACAGCAUCGACGGCAUCCUGGGCGACAAAGGGAAUCGUCUGGACGAGGGCUCAGACGUGGAGUCGGAACCCGACCUCCCGCUGAAGCGCAAACAGCGUCGCAGUCGGACGACAUUCACUGCUGAGCAGCUGGAGGAACUGGAAAAGGCCUUCGAGAGGACCCACUACCCGGACAUCUACACCCGAGAGGAGCUGGCGCAGAGGACCAAACUCACAGAGGCAAGAGUCCAGGUCUGGUUCAGUAACCGCCGUGCCCGCUGGCGCAAGCAGGCAGGAGCUAACCAGCUGGCUGCCUUCAACCACCUUCUGCCUGGAGGUUUCCCACCCACUGGCAUGCCCACCUUGCCACCCUACCAGCUGCCAGACUCUACCUAUCCCACCACCACCAUCUCCCAAGAUGGGGGCAGCACAGUGCACAGGCCCCAGCCCCUUCCACCGUCAACCAUGCAUCAGGGCGGACUGGCUGCAGCCGCUGCCGCAGCAGACACCAGCUCUGCCUAUGGAGCCCGCCACAGCUUCUCCAGCUACUCGGACAGCUUCAUGAACCCAGGGGCCCCCUCCAACCACAUGAACCCUGUCAGCAACGGCCUGUCUCCUCAGGUGAUGAGCAUCCUCAGCAACCCGAGUGCGGUGCCUCCACAGCCGCAGGCAGACUUCUCCAUCUCUCCGCUGCACGGAGGCCUGGACUCUGCUUCCUCCAUCUCUGCCAGCUGCAGCCAGCGGGCCGACUCCAUCAAGCCAGGAGACAGCUUGCCCACGUCCCAGUCUUACUGCCCACCCACCUACAGCACCACUGGCUAUAGUGUGGACCCUGUGGCUGGCUACCAGUAUGGCCAGUAUGGCCAAACUGCUGUUGAUUACCUGGCCAAAAACGUGAGCCUGUCCACACAGCGCCGCAUGAAGCUUGGGGAACACUCCGCGGUGCUGGGACUUCUCCCUGUGGAAACGGGCCAGGCCUACUAGGGCCCCUGGGGCGACUUGCCCCAGCCAAUGGCCCAGCCUAGCUCUUCCCAACCCCUGAGCCUCCUCACCUCAGUCCCCUCAUCCCCCUGGGGCUAAAGGAGGUCAGGAAAGGAACCCCUUUCCUUCCCACAGAUGGCCCUCUGGAGACAGACAACCAGUGUGUCAUUUACCCAUGGUUAGUGACCCAGAGUGGCCCCUUAUGUCUGCCCCUCCCCCAUCUCCAGAGGGGCUCCUAGCCAUCCUGCAAUGAUCUCCAGCCCACAUCCAUUUUUCAGUGUCAUGGCCUUGGUCCUGUCUCAGCACAGAGACUGAGGGUCAACCCGAACUGAGCACCUAUCAUCAGAGGAAAAUGGGGCCAAAGACAAGGCCCUGGAGUCCUUGACCUCUGAGUCCUGGGUGCCCUGACCAUGGGGGCAAGGUGGAGUUCACAGGGGUGGGCCUCCUGCUUGGCAUCAGAACUGCACCUCCUUUCACUGGACACUGAGAUGAGGCCCUAGGGUGUUCCCAGGGAAGAAAGCAGACGGCAUCUCAGCUUUACCCAGGAAUCCAGAGGACUUUGGGAUUGUCCCUACACACCUCUGCUGGGCAUCGAGAGACCAGGAAGAGAUUCUACCAGGGACAGGGCAGAUAGAGGCAGAGAUUGUCGGCCGUGGGCUAUCCCAGAAUGGCAGGCCCCGGGGCCAGCAUCAGAAGGUGCAGGACUCCUAGGCCACAGUCUAUAGAGGCUUGCCCACUGCAUCAGGACCUAGGGAGCCCACGGAACCUGUCAGUCUCCCCAGCUGGUGGGAGAGGGGAAUGCCUUGAGGUGACAAGAGGCACAAGGCAGGCUCAGAGGGUCUGAGGGCAUUCAGCCUUCACGUUCAUAACACUGGAGCUCUGCACACCAUCUUGCUGGCAAUGGGAACCUGCCUCAUACAUGCUGGUACUCUGACAAGGGGCCUCCUUCUCCCAGCAUGGAAGAUGCAGCAUGAUGCCACUGGAUGCAGACAGCCUUCUGGGACCAGGCAAGACUGCUGGUCCUCACCCCUGGAGAAGAUGCUCCAGUUUCCUUGGCAUCUCAGUGGAAGGCCAUGUCCUUGUCCUUUUCCAGAGCGGCAUUUUUCAGUGUUGGCUGCUCUCAGUCAGGAGGCUUUUGUGGCCUCACCAGACACAGUGCACCCGUGGCACUGUUUUUAAGACACCACCACCCCUGGGCACAGGAAGAUGCCAAAAGUCCCAGCAAAGGGGACAUGGCACCUUCCUUAAGCACUCUAGGGGCUUCCUUGCACUCCACCUCUUUUAGAGCUGGGUCUUUAGGGGGAAUGGAUUGCUCAGACCCCCCCCCCAAUUCUCCUUUCUGGAGCUCUUCAUCACCCUCUAUUUAUCAAAAUUGUACCCAUCUUUACCCUCUCCCUCGAUAUAAUCUACACUCGGACUACCUUCAUCAAGUGCUGUGAUGCCAUGGCACCAACCCCAUGGGCACUGGGCCUGAGUGCUUGUCCCCACCUGUACACAUGAGGCCGCCUGCUGACCUGAUCCGUGCCUCCUGCCCUCAGCCAGCAAGACAUUCCUAGAAAGAGGCUGCUGCUCAGGAGCCCCAACUGAUUCCUUCUGCCUGGAGAGCUGGACUGGCAGGACUCUGGGACACUUAUCUCCAUGAACACAUGACCCAUCAUCUGAAGCCUGACCUGGGCCAUGACUCGGGUGGCUUGUAUCUGUGGUUUAGAGACGCCUAUCAAUAACUGGGGACAAAUGGACUCUCUGGUAGUAACAAGCACCAGACAGAUGGGGCUCGUCAGCUCAGUCCAGGUUUCAAGAGAGAAGACUUCUGGGCUCUUCAAGGUCUGGACAAGAGGAAAGCCACAUCACCCCUUGGAAACCCAGUUUGUAGUUCUCACAGCAAGCACCCCUGUCUCCUCCACAUUCCUCACUCCCUGGAGGCCUGGCUCUGGAUGCAUCUGAAUCUCCUUCCACCCAGUACACUUCAGGAUCAGGAACUUCAAGCAGGUGACAUCUACAGGGCCCAGCCCCAGCCCAGGGAACAACAUUCCAUUGCUUGGACCAAUCACAAUGACCUACUCACUAUGGUAAAUGCAACCAAGACCUGCUUGGGAGAAAACAAAAUGACUUCCCAUUCCAUCCAACACCUCUGAAUGUUCCCCAAGCUGCCAUCUUGGUAUAAAACUGGACUUGGGUUCUGAGGGGCCUCUGACCCCCAACAGAUUUCCCCAGCAUCUCAUGCUUUUGUGUAUCUGUCCACCUGGGUCUGUAAAACUCAGCCUUGCUUUGGGCAGCUUGUAGCUUCACUAGAGAGGUGAUGUCAGUUUGAUGAGAGGCACCAGGCCUCCUUCCCUUUGGGGUUGAGCACAGCCUAGGAGACCUGACUUCCAAUUAGCCAGGCAGACCAGAAACACCCCUCGUCCCUGUAUAUAGAGUCAAUAGCAAGAUAAGAGGGGCGCCCUCCAUGUCACCUCAAGUGGCUACCGGUUCUGUGGAGGCCCCUCUGAACUCCUUGUAUGUUAGUUGGAAAUGUGGUGUUGUGCUAUUGUUUAUAGAACAUUGGCUUUUUAUAUAUAAAUCUAUAUACUUAAAAAAGGGGGGGAAGGAAAGAAACCCCCAUGGUGUGUGUCGUGCUAGUGCCAGGGACCAUCUGUAGGGAUUUGCUCAUCCUGUGUUUUGGAUUAUGUAUUCCAGCCUUUCUUGGGUUCCUUGAUUUUAUUUUGUUUUGUUUUUGUCAUUGUCCCCUCAAUUCGGUAUCUUUCUCUUGCUAUAAAGAUGAAAGUCAUGGUGGUAAGGACCAAGCUUCUGUCCUCCUGUCUUGCAUUCAGUUUACCUUUGCCCUUCUUUUGCGGGGACCAGGAAGGAGCAGGGGAAACAGAUAUUGGGAAGCAAGAGAGGAGGAGAAAAGAAAGAGGAGAGGCUGGCUAGGGAGACAAGAGAGAAGGGCAGUUUUGCGGCAAGAUGAUGGCUGUGGCCCCGGACAGAGCUUGGAUUGGCAUGCUCCACCGGGUCCAGUAUUGUUUUGUGUGGAACUGAUAGAAUAUUCUAGAAGGUGGAGCUGGGCCUUGCUGAGCAACUCCACAGUUGCCAAUGACGAAGACUUUGUGUAGAUCCUCUUUGAGGCUGGCAUUCUCCCCAGGCUCCUGGACAGAUCUCUCCCUAUCAGACACUUUUUAGGGUACACAAACAUCCUCACCUUCUGCAGACGCACCAAGCCAAGACCAAAUGGGGGUACUGGGGCUGCCAUGUUGAAAUGCUUCUGGACACCUGUGCAUUUAACGUUGCUUCUGUCUACAUUGACUUGGGCAGCCUCCUACUGGGAAAAAUACCGGUACUUCUGGAGAACAUUCCCUCUUUCUAAAAACUGCAACACUGUUGCUUCAGCCAUUUUCCUCCAUACGAAGUGAGUGUGUGUGCAUGAGGGGUGUGAGUGGGAUGUGUGCGUGUGGGCGGGUGUCUAAAUAUAAUCGCACCAUAAUUUAUUCAGCUAUAUGGAGUAGUAGAGUAGGAAGACAAACUGGUAUUCGCUUUAACUACCUGCUGCUUGUAAGCGCUGCCUCUGUAACUCAGGCGUAACUGUUAUACAUUAAAAGAAAUUUAAAAAACA
This is a messenger RNA of Onychomys torridus (southern grasshopper mouse), 5184 nucleotides long. It is a transcript of the gene Pax7, whose product is annotated as paired box 7. Gene Ontology annotation, biological process: anatomical structure development; regulation of transcription by RNA polymerase II. The record is from RefSeq and is a predicted model, not a curated record. The coding region runs from base 81 to 1598 and encodes 505 amino acids. NCBI's taxonomy places the organism in Eukaryota, Metazoa, Chordata, Mammalia, Rodentia, Cricetidae. The transcript is spliced from 9 exons. Gene Ontology annotation, molecular function: RNA polymerase II cis-regulatory region sequence-specific DNA binding; DNA-binding transcription factor activity, RNA polymerase II-specific.